This is a messenger RNA of Elgaria multicarinata webbii, 1428 nucleotides long. RefSeq names its product T-box-containing protein TBX6L-like. The record is from RefSeq and is a predicted model, not a curated record. Gene Ontology annotation, cellular component: nucleus. The transcript is spliced from 9 exons. NCBI's taxonomy places the organism in Eukaryota, Metazoa, Chordata, Lepidosauria, Squamata, Anguidae. Gene Ontology annotation, molecular function: RNA polymerase II cis-regulatory region sequence-specific DNA binding; DNA-binding transcription factor activity, RNA polymerase II-specific. Bases 18 to 1370 code for a protein of 450 amino acids. Gene Ontology annotation, biological process: regulation of transcription by RNA polymerase II; cell fate specification; positive regulation of DNA-templated transcription.
CGGCGCCCGGGGACACCAUGCACGCCGUGCCGGACACAGAUGCUCUCACUGACCCUUUGGAGGCCUCCUCUUGUCACAGCUCUGUCGUCGUCACCCUUGAGGACAGGGACCUCUGGGCCAAAUUCCACCAAGUGGGCACGGAGAUGAUUAUCACCAAGUCUGGCCGGCGAAUGUUUCCACAAUGCAAGAUCAAAGUCACUGGCUUGAUUCCUUACGCCAAAUAUCUCAUGCUGGUAGACUUUGUGCCAAUGGACAACUUCAGGUACAAGUGGAACAAGGAUCAGUGGGAAGUUGCUGGCAAAGCAGAGCCCCAGCCCCCCUGCCGGACAUAUGCCCACCCGGACUCCCCCGCGCUCGGCGGCCACUGGAUGAAGGAGGCCGUCUCCUUCCAAAAGCUCAAGCUGACCAACAACACCCUGGACCAGCAUGGCCACGUCAUCCUUCACUCCAUGCAUCGCUACAAACCUCGUUUCCAUGUCAUGCAGGCAGAUGACUUGUUUAGCACCUGCUGGAGUCUCUUCCAGACCUACAGCUUCUCAGAGACGGCCUUCACCUCAGUCACUGCAUACCAAAAUGAGAAGAUCACAAAACUCAAGAUCUACAACAAUCCUUUUGCUAAGGGCUUCAGAGAACAUGGGAAGAAUACACUGAGGGAGGGGAGAGUCCAGCGGAACAGCCCAGCCAAAGGUCAAAAGAGGACAGUGAUGGAAGAACCCAAAUCUGGUGUGCAGCAACCAGAUCUUCCAAGGGAUGAAAACAUGGAGGGGCUGAAGGAGAGUGACCCCAUCUGGCACUUGGAUCAAAACAGCCUGCACCCAGCCCCCGCAGGGCCUCCAGCACAGGUGGAGCAGAGAGCGCCAACUGCCCAGGACCAGCAACCACCCAACCUUCUCUGUUUCCUUCCUUCUGUGUCCUACCCCCACCCCCACCCCCUCCACAUGCCUAGGUUCCCUGAGGCAAGUGAUGCAUCCAUGCAAGCUUCCCUUCGGGAUGCCCUGUCUUUAAAUGAAUUUUGGACCAGAGCACACCAGCUGGACGUUUCCAUGGCUCCUGAACAAGACUCCAAACGACAAGAAGGUUUCUCCACAAAUCUUCCAUCCAUUUCCACUCCCCUGCCUCCACUGCAGGACUACUCUGGGAUGGCUGGCAAUGCUGUAGACCCUGCAGGCAAGCCAGGAGCCCGAAGGCCGAUGUACAGCAGCCCCUACACCCGUGACCAAGCCUUCGGCCAAUGGGUGGUUCCUCCGCAGCCCCAGUAUAGAGCCCUGAGCUACUCAGCUUUCCCCACAGACUUCGGGGCGCAGGGGCCCCCUGGGAGCAGCAUGACAGACUGGAGCCAAUACCCCUUGUGCCCUUACGCCUGCUGGUGAAAGGUGGGCAAGGAAGAAAUGUCCUAGACUGGGGAGGACCAUCACGGACAGGGCGGCA